AUGAUGAUGACAAGUGGCGGAACAAACGGAACCGCUGCAGCGGCGGAGACGGUGAACGCUGCCGCCGUUGCUGCUGCGGUUGCCUCGCUGGACCACCGCCUUCCCCAUGCUCCGCUUCAGAAAAGAAGAUGGGCUGUAGUAGUAGGGCGUUGGUGGAGCCCCUACCGCUGGUGUUUGGGUUCAGACAACAACACGAGAAUCCGACCGAACAACAACAUUGUGGUGGCCCCACCUUCCUCCCCCGCGUCGUUCGGCUCCCCUGCCACAUCACCGCCUACCAUAUUCUUGUCGGCUUUGAUCACAAACGAUCCACUACACUACACACACGACACACGCGCACAGUUGCUAGUCUCCCCUCCCGAUUUCAGCACCGAGCCAUCGACCGGACCACACACUCCUCAGCCCGAAUUAGCCAACCCACCUUUGUCGCCGGAGGUGCCGUUUGCACGGGUUUUCAAGCUCCGCUCCCAAUAUACGGAUGGACCAGAUGGAGAAGAUGGAAAUGGAAAUUCUGAUGUUUGA
Messenger RNA from Striga hermonthica, 522 nucleotides. NCBI's taxonomy places the organism in Eukaryota, Viridiplantae, Streptophyta, Magnoliopsida, Lamiales, Orobanchaceae. The record is from the annotation of a GenBank genome assembly.